UGAUUGGUCCUUUUUUUUGCCCCUCAUCUCCGUGACCUUUCACCGCUACAGCGUCACCCUCGAGUUGUAAACAUUGAACGAGAAGAGACGUGUUGGAGAAACUUCACUGCCCUUCAACUCUGACACAUGAGACAUGAGUCGAACAAAGACGUUAGGAGUUGAACGUUAAAGUGACACGAUUAUUCAUCCCACUCUACAUACGAUCUCUUCAGUCAUGGCGGGGAUUUACCAAAGAACUCUAAAUCUGAGGGCAGCUCUCAGACAUUUGAGCCCACACAGCACCUUCUCGUCUGCAGCCACAGUCCGACAUUCACUUGUGGGCCCCCGCAGUUCAUUUCUUCCCAUCACCACAUCGCAGUUUGGGGUCUGCUGUCGAAAGCUGCACGCUGGGGCAGACGGACACAAGCUGCGGUCCCCUGCUGCGGCCCCAGACAGGCUGCCUUUCUCCAGAAUAACUCAGGAAGAUUUGGACUUCUUCAGGAAGAUCCUACCAGGCAGAGUCAUCACUGACCCGGACCUGCUGGAGUCGAGUAACGUGGAUUGGCUCAAGUCAGUGAGAGGUUCCAGUGAACUGCUGCUGAGACCUCAAACAACAGAGGAAGUCUCCCAAAUUCUCAAGUAUUGUAACAGUCGUAACCUGGCGGUGAACCCACAAGGAGGAAACACCGGGCUGGUUGGCGGCAGCGUGCCCGUUUAUGAUGAGAUCAUCCUCUCCACUGCACUCAUGAACAACAUCCUGACCUUUGAUAGCAUCUCUGGUAUUCUGACCUGUCAGGCAGGCUGUGUCUUGGAGAAUUUGUCCCUUUACCUGGAGGAGAAGGACUACAUCAUGCCGCUCGAUCUGGGAGCAAAAGGCAGUUGCCACAUUGGAGGAAACGUGGCGACUAAUGCCGGUGGACUCCGGCUGCUGCGAUACGGCUCCUUACACGGGACUGUGCUGGGUCUGGAAGUGGUGUUGGGAGAUGGGCAAGUGCUGCAUUGUUUGGCCACACUGCGGAAAGAUAAUACAGGAUAUGACCUCAAACAGCUGUUCAUAGGGUCAGAAGGCACACUGGGGGUUAUUACUGCAGUGUCCAUUCUUUGUCCACGCAAACCCAAAUCUGUUAAUGUGGUUUUUCUGGGCUGCGAGACCUUUGAGCAGCUGCUGAAGACGUUUCAGCUCUGCAGAGGCAUGCUGGGAGAAAUUCUGUCAGCCUACGAAUUUCUAGACAGUGAAUGUAUGAGGCUGCUGAACACACACCUCAAACUACCCAAUCCCAUCUCUGAUUGUCCAUUCUACGUCGUCAUAGAAACGUCCGGAUCCGACCCAAAACACGAUGGGGAGAAACUCCACAAUUUCUUAGAGGAGGCGAUGACGUCAUCUCUGGUUGCUGACGGGACUGUGGCAACCGAAGACUCCAAAAUAAAGGCUCUGUGGUCGAUGCGUGAACGUGUCACGGAGGCGUUGACUCACGAUGGAUUUACUUACAAAUACGACAUCUCACUGCCGGUGGAGCAGAUCUAUCAGCUGGUGACAGACAUGAGGGAGCACCUGGGCGACCGGGCCAAGAGUGUGGUAGGAUACGGACACGUAGGAGACGGAAACCUCCACUUGAACGUCACCUCUCCUGCCAAAGACCCGGCUCUCCUCGCUGCCAUCGAGCCCUUUGUCUACGAGUGGACAGCCCGAUGUCACGGCAGCAUCAGUGCAGAGCACGGACUGGGCCUGAAGAAGAGGAACUACAUCUACUACAGUAAACCCAGCCAGGCUGUGGCUCUGAUGGGUAAUAUCAAGGCCAUGCUGGACCCAAAGGGCAUCCUCAACCCGUACAAGACUUUACCAGAUAACCUGAAAUGACCCAAAUGGUCCCACCGCUGUGGGGAAGGUGGAAAUGUGUACAGAGCUCAUGUGGGAUUUCCAAUUUAGCUACAACCUUAUUGCCAUGUGUCCUUUCCUGUGGUGCCCUUUUCACACAUUUAGUAUAGAGUUGCAGAUAUGUCUCCAAAACUGUAAAAAAAAUAGUUUUACAGUGGCAUAACAGCCAGUCAACUACCUCAGCUGUACUCUAAUAGGCAUUAGUGUGCCUACUGGUUGCCACUAGGGGGCAGACAGAAAAUGAGAGAGCACAGUACUGUAGUGUCCUGUGACUGUUUCACAGCCUCAGUAUCUGCAGCUGUUUGUGUUGAUCCAAUCAAGUUAAAGUCUUUUUUAGUAUAAAUGUCUCUCUGGCAGUCUUUCUAUGUUGAGUUACAGUCGAAGGAUUGUAGCUGAAUUUUGUGCUAAAAAGACUGGAACUAACUCAAGUCUGCUGAACGUCAGCUGAAAGAUUUUGUCACUUACAUUAGAAAAGGAUCUCUUAAUGGCUGGUAUGAACACGAGGAAUGAUCACGGAAAGAAAACCCUGCUUCAGUCAUCAUGUGGGCACCUUUUUAAACUGUGAACCUCUAACUUAAAGGUCCAGUGUGUGUGAGUCUAGAUGCCACUAAAUCCUACACACUGGUCCUUUAAAAUGUAGGUACAGCUGGCGAACACGAAUGCAACAGUCCUGUAAUAAAUCCGAGCCUCACGAAGGUCAAAGUGUUUGAGAUGUGUUGAUUCAAGUGUCAUGAAUAUAAACCCUCAAUGAUGUAAACAAAGUGAUAGAAACAGCUGUCAGCGCCACAAACUGCAUCCUCCAAAACGAUCAUAAAGUUGAAACAACAGAACAUUAAAUUGAUUAUUAACAACAGCGCUGCUUCAGUUUUAGCUCCUGUACCUUUAAAAACUGGCAAAUAAAGAGGAAAAAUCAAAACACAUGCCGGCUAAUCAUUAGGCAAGAGUGCAGUAAAUGUUUUUAUUACAUAUAAAAAAGACAAAGCAACGUUUUUUUCCCAAAACAAACCCAGCAUUUGUGAACAAACUCAUCUGUAACCGCACAACUAGGCAACUCCAGAAUAAAACUGUUACCAAACGAA
This is a messenger RNA of Larimichthys crocea (large yellow croaker), 2934 nucleotides long. RefSeq names its product D-2-hydroxyglutarate dehydrogenase (gene d2hgdh). The transcript is spliced from 10 exons. Gene Ontology annotation, molecular function: catalytic activity; FAD binding. NCBI's taxonomy places the organism in Eukaryota, Metazoa, Chordata, Actinopteri, Sciaenidae. Gene Ontology annotation, cellular component: mitochondrion. The record is from RefSeq and is a predicted model, not a curated record. The coding region runs from base 215 to 1837 and encodes 540 amino acids.